AUGAGUGACUUUGUGUUCAUUACUGUGUGUAACAAAUACAACAAAUCCUACAGCCUUGAUGUAUUUUCAGGGCAAUGCAACUCACCCCUGGGGCUUGAAGACAAAUCCAUUCCCGACACUGACUUAACAGCAUCUUCAGUAUAUGAUAUUUACCAUGGGCCUGAGCGCGCCCGGCUCAACACUGUACCGAGUGGAUCUUACAAAGGAGCAUGGUCCCCCCGUUACGCAUAUCGAGGAGAAUGGAUACAGGUCCAUAAACUCGAAAUCUAUUGCAGCUUUUCAGUUACAUUUCAUCAUAUCAAAUUGUCUAAAGCUCAUUUUAAAAAUCCUUGGGAAGGCAAUUCUUAUGGAUAUUUAGACCCUAGUUUCAGCAAAUUCUGAGUUACAUUUACACUGCAACUAACCAUUUAUACCUUGAAUUGCACUUGAGAUCUACAAAAUUAGAUAUAGCAUCUAUAAGAGGUCAGCUACAUCUGUUAUUGCAAUGUCGACAACGGAAAAAACAGAUAAGAAUUAGCCUUUUAACCGAAGGCGAGUGGAAACUUUUUUAUUCACUCCUCUGUAAAUUUUUUGUGUUCGUCUACAUUAGUGUCGAGCUCGAGAAGACCUCUAAUUAGAAGCCUUUUUUAAAUUGUUUUGUCCUGUCUCUGCAUGGAGAAGGCUUUCUCGAGGCUUCCUGCGAUCUAGGAAAAAGUUUACUCUAAUCAGUUCUACCACUGAUAACUUUUGAUGAUCCUUGGUAAACUGGGAACAACCUUUUUCUAAAGGUUGCUCAAUAAGUCGUAACGUUGUGCCAUCUCCCAAUUGAAGAGUCAUUUUUCUAUGUGCAUAAGGUGUCUUAACUUUAACCCUCAAAUAGUACUUAAGAUAGGCAAUUCUCAUUACAAUAUAACGCAAUAACACCAACAGAUAAACUUGAGAACAAUCACGAAGAUCACCUCAAUUGCAACACAAGGGAGGGACUGGUUUUAUCAUCAAUGGGUUACUUCAUACAGGAUAUGUUAUAGUCAAAAACUGAACGGAUUUUGCGAACCUCUAUAUCAGGUAGUAUGAUUGAAGGGCUAUAAAAACUUCUUGUCCAACGCGACCCCAGGAUCUUUCUUUUAUUAAGCCGCACGGCUAAGUUUAAAGCAGGGUAAUUUAGUAUUACCGACUGGGUCGAUAAGGUAAAUUGGCCACCUUGAAGAGUUCCAAAGCUGACGUUUCGAGCGUUAGUCCUUCUUCAUCGCUCUGAUCAAGGGCUAAUGCUCGAAACAUUAACUUUGAAACUCUUCACGGUGGCCAAUUUACGUUAUCCACUGUGUUGAUAAUACUUAAUUACCCUGUUAUGCUCUUCCGCCGACGCAGCGCUAGCAUCACAGUUUGCUUAGAAACUUACCCUUUUUAUUUACGAGUUUAAAGCAGAUAUUAUGCCUUUCCUUCAUCUUGUUCUGCUCAAGGUUAUAGGCUCAUAGUGUGCUCGCGUAGCUAACGUUGUGAAUCUUUUGCAAUCAGCACUAAUAAUUAACAAUACGGUAAUAAUUAUAAGGACUUAUGAGGCAACUUCCGGCUCUAUUCUGAGUGUUCAAUGUGUUUUCAGAAGCCUUUAUUUCGCAGUUUUAUCUAUGUAAGUUACUGUUAUUUUAAUUUUAGGACUUUGCUGGAAACAACGAUAAACACUCUUUGGUUACGCAUCAGUUUAUUAAGCCUCUCUACGCUCGUUUGGUGAGGAUCAUCGCUUUAGCGUGGUACGGCUUCCCCUCUAUGAGACUCGAGCUUUAUGGCUGUAGGGAAGGUGAUUUAAAGGUUUAUUAUUUCCUAGCUAUUUUGGAUGGAAGUAUUGCUCCUUAUACUUGAACGAGAUGUUAAUUCAUUGAAGGGUUACUCCACCCUUUUCAAAAUUUCCCGGUUUUCAUUUAACAUCCUGCCCGAAAAGAGGCACUGUGAAGUAGUGUCUUGCCCUAGGACAAGCAUUGACACUGCUGGGGCUCAAGCCCAGACCUCUGGAUUUAAAAAUCCAGCGCGCCGACUACUGGUCUUAAGUUUCCCCCAUCUGACUGAAGAACCGUACCUGUUUGUUUAAAACGCUUAACUUAAAAAAAUAUAAAAACAUGAAGCUGACAGGCUUAAAAACCUCAAAACAAACUCUCAAGUGGUUGUAGAUGUGAGCAAUUGGAAAGUGAGAGGGGAUUUGGACCAAAGCUUGUGUAUGAAGCAAAAUUUAACAAGUUUGGCGUUUUGAAGACUUAAAAUUUUUAUGACGAAAUUUCAGGAGACACUAUCAAAGAUCCUUAAGACAUUACUUUUCUUAUAAGAUGCUAUAUACAUUUUAGUCAAUUGCAAGUUUGAGCUCUUCACCGUGAAAAAGCAAAUGCAAAAGAGGAAAUUGUGUAUUCUGAGACGAAGAAUGAUAAAGUUUAAUCGCUCACUUGUAUUGCAUAAGAACCACAUGCACAAACUUCUUCUGAGGCUCCUUAGAUGAACAGCAGAUCGAAAGUAACAAGACAUGAACUCUGGCGUCUGACAUAAACGCCCACCCAAAAGAGAGUUGCCGGCUCCAAAUACCGGUGUUUGCUGACACAGUUCUUACCAUUAUUUUCUUUUAUUUAUUUUGUUUCGUGAAUAGGUUUUGUUCCCCUCCCAAGCCCUGUUUGCAUGGAAAGUCUCGGAAUGGAAACCAGAAAAAUUCCAGACUCCGAUAUUAUAGCUUCCACAGAGUUUAGUGUCAAUCACGCGGCACAUUUAGCAAGGUUUGUAACGUUUUAUUGUAUCAAAUGUAUUGCGAUUUAGCAAUUUUCUCAAUCCAUUGAUGUUAGUAGGACCAGCAGAGUUAGUUAUAACUAUUCCCUUACCUAAAAACCGGGUAGUGAAUAAUCCAAGACUGGGUUGGUUACCUUAAACCUGGGCAAGUCAUCUGCAGUUUAUAUCAGAUCAUCUCCUAUUUAUGAUAUCUUGGGAAAAUCUAAGAUAUCCAGGAAUUCGCCCAGGUGGACUGCACAUAUCCUCCCCCUUCCCCUCGACCCCUUCCCUGGUGCAUCCUCGUUCCAGUCCAAAGCAUCUAAACUAUAUGUGAGGUAGUCCUUAAAGAAAAAACACAGGCCUUUAGACUUAAAAGAAAGAGAAAAAGUUAGGAGAUCCCGCCGGAAUAAGUAAGGUAAGGGGAAGAGGGGGGGGGAGGUAAAAUUCUGUAUCCGAGCUUAACCUUUCCUCAAUCUCACAGAUUGGAACUGCGCCCUCAGUCUGCUAAGAACGGAGGUUGGGUGUCGAGAAUCAACAAUCAGCUUCAAUGGUUACAAGUAAAAUUUGGUCGGAAAGUUGAGAUCAGACGUAUAGCUACCCAAGGAAGACAUAUAUAUGAUCAGUGGGUAAAAAGCUACAGCCUGAGAUUCAGCAUGGAUGGUUUGCUAUUCAUUCAGUAUCAAACGAAUAAAAAUCAAACGGUUAGAUUCUUUAACAUAUAUGUACAUGAUUUAUGAUACCCACUGUUUGUUACUUCAUGUUUUACUAUUUCAUUUUUGCUUUCUAUGAAUACUUGUUACUAUAAUAAACCUAACUGGGCCAAUACAUUACUUUCUGUUGACCUUUAGAGCAUGGAAGGCGCCACCAGUAGUUUCUUUCUCUGGCAGAAUUGCAUGCCACAAGUCUCCAUGCGAAUGAAGAAUUUACGGAGUGGCAAGGCAUGCUGCACGUGUUCAUCGAGUGCAAAGAGUGUCGCCAAAAAACAUUGUUUUGCCUUGGGAAAACGACAAUGAUCAAGGAUAUUGUUCCUUGAUUGUAUGUAAACACUGUUUUUUAAUUUUUGGCUCCUAAUUAAGUCACCUUCAGUAACAUUUGUAUCACGCAUAUCCAACAGGUUUUUGAUGGCAAUUCAGACAGAUACACCGUUGAAAGUCACGUGCUAAACCCACCAAUUUCAGCUCGUUACAUCCGUGUUCAUCCGAUUACAUGGUAUAGCCGCAUUGCAAUGAGGGUGGACUUCUACGGUUGCAUUUCAGGUAAGGAAAGGUUUUGCCUUACGUCAUUCUCUGUUGGUACCUUGACAACUUAAGGAUCCUUCCAUCCUAUCUCAGUUUGCAAUUACAUGUUCUCAAAAGGUCAUCAUUUGCUGUUGGCUUCUUUCCCGCAAGGAAUUAAUCCAACAGUUAGAUCAGUUACCAGGUGAAACUCACAACUGACGUAGAACACAGAAGUUUAUGCGAAGGUUAUUACUUGCAUCAUGAAAAAGACGCGGAUUUGAUAUCUAGUUAUCAUAAUGUUUAUUUGUUAUUAUAUGCAUCUUAGUAACUUUGUCUCGAAGUGAGUGAGUUGUGAACCUGUAUGAAAAGAUAUUCUUCUGUUAGAAUGCUCAUGACAUGACUAAGUUUGGAGAAGGACUUGGACUGUGUCUGUUCACUGGGCAUUCUAUCGAAUACAAAGUUGUUGGAUUCAGGAAAGAAACAACUGCUUUUGGCAAGGCUAUCUAUAUUACAUUUUCUUAUUUGUAGCCCUUUCUAGUUAUAUUGAUGUAGCCUCUCGGAAAGAACAUCUCAAUGGCCAUUUUCAGACUGCAGAUAGUGUAACGAUCUAAUUACAGAACAUGAACAUGAAAGUUUAGUUAAAUUUAGUCUCUCUCUCCAUUUGUUUUGACAGUUUUUGUGUCUUUUUCCUAGAUCCUCCAAUUCCAAUUGCUGUAUACCCUUUGAAUGGCGAGUUUGGCACCAGAGAUUUAGGUCCCCAUCAAAAUUCACCAGGCAUUCCGUAUAAUAUACAACUCGCUCCAGGUCCCUUUGGGCAGCCAAGUGGCUCUGUCCGGUUCUCUGGUACUCCCUUUAGCUACAUCGAGUUCCCCAACAACGGAGGACUGGACACAAGGUUUUCCUUGACAAUCUUACUGUGGGUGUUUCCAGAAAAUGUCGACGGUCCCAUGAUCACUUACGGAACUAAAUAUUCUAGUGUUCACUUUUGGAUUGAUAAUGGUAAAACUUGGGCCAGAUUAAUGGAAAGACCCGGAGGAGUUUCUGGAGUGAUACUACGAAAUUCUUUGAACCAUCAUUCGUGGAAUUUUAUUGGAUUUUCUUAUGACUAUGUGACAGGCGUUCAGAGAGUUUGGAACGACGGAAAAGUUUGUGAUGCUGCAAACGUUGGUCAAUUUGAGCUAAAAACUCAAAAUGUCAUUAGAAUGGGAGUGAAAGAUGGAGAUCCAAGAUUUCUUAAAGGGAGAAUAUCUUGCUUUCAAGUGUAUGACAAGGCUUUGACUGAGAGAGAAGUACAAGCUGUUAGAGGACUCUGCUUUAGAAAAGGUUGGUGAUCCUUGUAGAAACUGUAAAUUUAUAUAAAAAGAUUAAAUGGUAUUUACCAGAUGCAGGAAAUCCCACCUAGACCUAAAAGCCUAUCAUACCAAUGUGACAAGGAUUAUUUGCUCUUUGCUAUUAAAAGUAAGUGCCCUUAACUUGAGAUGUUCCUGAAUUUCAUUAUAUAUAUGGUUUUUGCGGGUAAUUUUGGAGAUUCAGUGAUGUUUGCAUCGCAGGAUGAUUUCAAAAUUUAUUCUAGUGGGUAAGUCCUUCUAACUUAAUCCUUAAUUUUCAAUAUAAAUAAUACUUAUGCAUCGCCAAAUAUAUGGAUUUGAAAAAUUAAUUACAUACCUUUUCUUCUACGGCUUAUCUUCGUGAACAAAUGUACUCAAAUGCAUUAGUGCGUUAUGGAAUCUUUUUUUUAUCUAUCAGUUCCAUCGAAUCCAGUGGCCUUUUUCCCGUUGAAUGGACAAUACGAGACAACAGACGCCAGUCACAGCCACAACCCUCCAGGGGAGGCGUCGAAUGUUGAAUUAGUCUCAGGGCCUGACGGUAACAUGGGAGGUUCGUAUCAGUUCUGGGGGAACUUAACCAGCUUCAUACAAUUCCCAAACUUUGGAGGACUAGACACGAGCUACUCGAUGACGCUUUUGGCUUGGAUCUAUCACGAACAGAGAAAAGGUCCGAUCUUAAACUACUUUUCACUUGGUUAUUAUGGAGUUCGAUUUAUGGUCAGUGAGCAGGGCUAUUUUUUUGUUGAGUUACGCUCAUCAGGGAACACAACGCUGAAAACUCUUGAGGGAUCAGUCCUUCAAAGUAAAACGUGGCAUUUCGUUGGGUCAUCUUACAAUUAUGUUAGCGGAGAGUUCACAAUUUGGCUCAAUGGAAGCGUCGAUAACAGAACUAUUGUUGACACACCUGUCGAGUUGGCAACCCAAGAGAGUGCCUUUAUGGACGCAACAUCAAAUUCCCAGUUUAAGGGAAGAAUUUCAUGUCUUCAGCUUUAUGACAGAGUUUUAAGUGUGCUUGAGAUUGAAGAUGCAAAGCAAUUGUGUUCUACAACAGGUGGGAAAUCGUUCGAUAUCUAUUACACUCAUGUGGUCUUUCAACCUCCUCUUACAUUUUGAUAUCUGCCUAAAGUUUCGUGUUGCUUACGAAAUUUUCCUUUUUUUUUCGGAAAGAUAAUUUUUUGCUUUGCUUGGGACAUGUAUGAGGUAUGAAGAUAUUCAUACCUUGCUUUUUUUUCUCGUUUAGUAAGUUUUACUCUCUUUUAUGCCUUAGGACGGUCAAAUCGUAAUCAAACUGUCUACGUGGGAGAAGCAGUAGAGUUGAAAUGCGACGCUUUAAGCAAUAAAACGGUUCAAUGGAGCAAAGAUGGCGCUGUUCUUCAAUCAAAAACCACUGGCUAUGGAACCAGCUUACUCAUUGGCUCCGUUAAGUAUUCUGAUGAGGGGAUGUACACGUGUGAAGUAAUUAACAAAGCCGGGGCAAUAGAUGCUUCUUAUAACGUAGCAAUGAGGGUAAAAGGUCAGUAUGUACAUACUAAGCAAUUUUCACCAUAUUUGCACUUAAGCAAAAAAAGUUUCAGAUAGGAAUCAGGAAAUUUUCCAAAAUGGACGAUAGCAUGCUAGUAGACAAUGUGGCUUGUUUCUUAUUCGAACAAGAAGGAAACCCAGUGGUGUCGUUAGGGCGUAGCGCGGCGCUGGACUUCAAAUCGAACACUAACUACUGUGAUUUCAUACUGUUUUGUUUUUCAUUUGAGCAUCAGCUAACUUUUUACGUGAGACUUGUUAUUCUUGGCGAUGACAACAAUAGAACAUAGUAGGAUGCCAGGAAUUAGCUCCACUAAGUGCAGUCACACACCUCAACUUUCUUUGAGUCAGAUAAAGAAUGAUGAACGUAGCUGUCGUGAUAUUUUUGUUUCCUUAUAAUAACAUAUUUCAGAUCCGGGUUCCCUUUGCUCCGAGUUUAAAGACCAUUAUACUUCUAGCGGUAAAUGGCUGCCAUGGAGUGUUUUGCCACCUUUAAAUGACAGUCGCACAUUUUACGAGGAAAAAUGGUUGCGGGCAGACAAAGGAAUAGCUAUGGCAAGCUCAUGUAUUUCGGAAGAGACCUGUGGUGUCAGGGCUCCUGGCUGGUUGAACGGUCAACAUCCGUCGAGUGAGACUGGGAUCGUUAUUCGUCAAACCUGUUUCAAAUUUCUCAACAACUGUUGUUAUCAUUCAAUGCCUGUGCAGAUAAAGAAAUGCUCAGAAUUUUUUGUUUACAAGCUACGGAAAGUUCACCCAAUGAUAGCUGGACGAUACUGCUAUACAGAAAGUAACCGAGGUAAAACUAAAGGCUCUUCUAGUAUAAAUUCUAGGAUAAAAACCAACUAAUUGAAUUGAGUGAAAAGUUUGCUUAGGAAUCAUAUAAUCUUAAUCUCGGUCGCUUAAAAUGUUUCAAGAAAUUAUGGAACUAACCACAUAUUGCAACCACCAAGAGUAACCUACCUUUUCGAAUUUAGUCUUUGACUUUUGAAAUUCCUGCUCAACAACCUGGCUGCGUAUCUGUGACGAUAAGUUUGGACAAUAACAAUUAUUGGUGGGUGAUGGAAUAAAAACGGUUUUGUUUAAUGGAAAAGGUUUAAAUUUCUGGAGUACACUUCUUCUUCUAAUGUAGAAAGCAUUAAAUAAUUACCAACCAUUCACCACCGACACUGAGGUAAAUAGUUGUUUUGAUUAAUGACAAAAAAAUUGUUUUUACACGUUAAUUUUAUAUUUUCAUGUGCAAGUCUCGCAUUCGUUGCUCGGAGGUGAAUAGCAAAGAAUGUUUGGAGUCUGAGUAGCCAAUCAGAGCACACGUUCAACGCUAUCCAUUGUUUUACUAUGUGUUUAUACCGUUAAUUUCAGACAUGAGUUUUCAUCAACUAAUCUCGUUGUUCUCCAGAUUUUUUAGAAGAAGACGCCAUUUUAACUUCCCACAAAGCUGACUGGCUACUGAUGGGUCACGUGAUGGCAUCCGAGAUGUCUGUUGACAACUCGUUACAAUGCAUGCAGCAUUGCGCAAACUCGGCUAACGGGCAUUGUAGAUCAUUCAACUACAACAGGGUCACUGGUGAAUGUCAGCUGAACAAUGCAACAGGGCAUGCCCAAAAGUCAGCUGACCAGUUGAAGACGAAAAUAGGAUACAGCCAUUACUAUGAAGCUGAUAGACCAAGAAAUAUCAUGGUGUUCCCUUAA
Pocillopora meandrina is the source of this 8470-nucleotide messenger RNA. Lineage: Eukaryota; Metazoa; Cnidaria; Anthozoa; Scleractinia; Pocilloporidae. The record is from the annotation of a GenBank genome assembly.